GUCGUGAAAGCUUGUUGUGGGUCCAUGCACACCGUCCUCCUGACAGGAAAGGGGAAUGUUUACAGCUGUGGCAUGAAUGUUUUUGGGCAGUUAGGGCAAGGAAAAUUGAUGCAGUUUGAGGAAACGAUGAACAAUCAAACUUCUUCGUUCAUUGUAGAUGUCGCAUGUGGAUACGAUCAUACACUCAUGAUCUCGAACGAUGGCUCAGUCUUCUCUUGUGGAUGCAAUGACAAGGGUCAACUUGCUCUGAAUCACUCUAACCACGUCGAGGUUCCCAGACGUGUCAAUAUC
This is a messenger RNA of Guillardia theta CCMP2712, 291 nucleotides long. RefSeq lists its product as hypothetical. The annotation marks the transcript as partial. The record is from RefSeq and is a predicted model, not a curated record. The transcript is spliced from 2 exons. Lineage: Eukaryota; Cryptophyceae; Pyrenomonadales; Geminigeraceae.